AUUCACUGACAUUCAAUUCACACACGUGUAACUGGGUAGAGCUCUACUAGCUUCCAAUAUUUUUACAUUUUUUCAUUCUUGCUAGCACCUUUGUAUUGAAGCCAGCUUUUUAUUUUUGUUAUUUUAUUCCAAAUUUUUACGGUCUUUUCCAAAUUAUCGUAUUUCGAUUCAAAGUAAUAAAACGCGAAAUGGCAUCCGAUCUAAAUGAAAUGAUACCUGAUAACUGUGAGGAGGAGCUGCAGGCAUGCCCGCACUGCAAUCGCACAUUCAAUCCGAGUGUCCUGACCAAACACGCGGACAUCUGUGCUCGCGUUUUGAAGAAACGUGAAGUAUUUGAUUCUUCGCUUCAACGUCGCGAAAAAUUCAGAUACUACAACAUGAGCCUCAGGUCGACUCGCGAGCCUCAGCCCAGCACGUCACAUUCAACUUAUACAGUGACCAAUAGGAACUCGGCCGUUCCCACUGCGGAUUCAGCUCCUCAACAGGAUUUGGCUGCGGCCGUACCAUCUCGAUCGGAUACGACUAAUAAAACCAAGCGCAAAUCAGAGCCAAGCUCAUCUGCAAGCCAAGAGUCCUCAACGAGCAGGCGCCUCGACGCCCUUCCACUGGAGCGCUGUCCAUACUGUGAACGCAAAUUCAACCAGAAAGCCAUAGACAGCCAUCUUGCGUUCUGCAAGGAGAAGAGUGCGAAAGCAGCCUUUACCGUCGCCUACGGGACCAGCAAAGAUGACAAACUAUCGGCGAAGAAGCGCAUGGAGGCACGCAUGAAGUACAAGCCUCCAAAGCCAAAGAGCAAGCAUUCAUCGCAUUAACAAAAUUUUCCUUGAACGAACCUUUGACCUUCGCAAACCUUCGAUAUGUAAUAUAUUUCAAAUUUUAAGCAAAAAAGACAAUUGGACCAACACGGAAGCACACGUACUUCCGAUUUUACACCAAACACGAAAAAUGAAGCACAGGCAACUCAAACAUAAAUCAGCACCAACAAACAAAAAAAAUAAAUAAAAAAACAAACAUGAUCAACUCACGUCUACAACCGAAGCUGUCGCAUAUCACAGAGAUGCAGAGUGAAUUUCCAUAGUUCCCUAGGAGAAUUAACAUAUCAUAUCAUCUGUAUGCUCUGCGAACAAUUCAAGUCCGAAAACCAACUGACAAGUUGGCGUCCGACGUUGACGGCAACGUUAUGAAAGAGUGAGAUUUUUAAUUAUUGUUUCCAUGUAGCGCUCUCUUCUCUUGUGUGUCGCAUGUCAGAGUCGCAGCAGUCCGAGCUCUUUUUAUACACACUUAUAUUUUUUAUAUAUUUUGUAACGUAACAAUCCUCAUACGCAAUGCUCAUACGCAUUUGAAGCCUGCAAGCCACAACAAAAAAAGAGGAAAGGAAAAAGCAAAAAAAAAAGAAAAAGAAUUUGAGUUACAAUCAAAAACCAAAAAAUAAGUUAAAAAAAAAAGAGCAAAAAUCAAAACUCAAGAACGCGAACAAAAAAUGAAGAAGCAAAAAAAGGAGUUUGAGUUGGCAUCAAGACCAAAACAAAAAAAAUUGAGUUAGAUUCCAAACCAAAAAGAAAAAAAAAAAACAUUUUUUUUUUAGCUCAAAUCAAAACCAAAAAAAAAAGGAGGAGCACAACCCAAAACUCAAGAAAACGAACUGCUGGCCAACUGAAAUUGAUUUCUAUCGUGACACAUGAGAGCGCUUCAUAAGGUGCUGCUAAAUAAAAACUUGCCUGUGUGUAUAAUUUUUCAUAAAA
Drosophila mojavensis is the source of this 1742-nucleotide messenger RNA. RefSeq names its product zinc finger C2HC domain-containing protein 1A. NCBI's taxonomy places the organism in Eukaryota, Metazoa, Arthropoda, Insecta, Diptera, Drosophilidae. The transcript is spliced from 3 exons. The record is from RefSeq and is a predicted model, not a curated record. Bases 189 to 812 code for a protein of 207 amino acids.